Molecule: messenger RNA, 1345 nt
Organism: Annulohypoxylon truncatum
Lineage: Eukaryota; Fungi; Ascomycota; Sordariomycetes; Xylariales; Hypoxylaceae
Exons: 2
Coding region: 149-1240 (363 amino acids)
Source: RefSeq, a predicted model, not a curated record
AAUAAUAUGAAGUUAGUGAAUAAUAUCUGCACUUAAACAGACUUCAUUGCUGCUUAUUGGACUUCUUGAGCCCCUCCAUGAAUUGUCUCUCUUCCAAAGAACAUCUUAGCGAUAUUAGUAGGCUCAAUAUUGCCUGCGAACAUCCAUAAUGCCUCUACAUCUACUAGGCAAGAAAUCAUGGAACGUCUACAACCCUAAGAACAUCGAGCGCGUGAAGCGCGACGAAGCAGCCGCCAGAGAGCGCGAAGAAGCCGAAGAGCAACGCCAGCAAGAAGUAGACGCGGAACGCCGUCUGGCCAUCCUACGUGGCGAAGUCCCACCGCCUUUGCCUCCGCCCGAGCCAAGCGCCGACGACGAAGCCCCUAGCCGGAAACGAAAUCGCGAUGAGGAGCCAAGGAGAGAGCGUAGGAAGCGUAAGCGCGUGGGCGAGGACGAUACAGAUUUCGAACUGCGACUUGCGCGAGAACGGGUGGAUACUGCACCAACGACGAGUAGCGCGCUUGUGAAGAGCAGUGACGCCCCGCUCAUGGAUCACAGGGGUCAUAUCGACUUAUUCCCCGACGAGCGAUCUCGCAUGCCAUUGGAAAAGAAUGCGGAGGCGGAAAAGGAAGCUGCGAAAAAGAAACGGGAAUAUGAAGACCAAUACACUAUGCGCUUCUCGAACGCCGCGGGCAAAGACGGACUUGUUGGUCCUUGGUAUGCGAAAGGCGGUGAUAUGAAGGAUAUUAUGGAUGGUAACCUAGAAGCUCCAAGCAAAGAUGUGUGGGGUAAUGAGGAUCCAAGACGCAAAGAGAGGGAAGCUGCGCGAGUUAUCUCUAGUGAUCCCCUGGCUAUGAUGAAGAGAGGCGCUGCGAAGGUUAGGGAGGUCGAGAAGGAGAGACGACAGUUGAAUGACGAGAGGGAACGAGAAUUGAAACAACUUAGGAAAGAAGAGAGAAGAAAGGAGAGAAGGCGAAAACGAGAAGGAAAGGAAGAUCAUGACGACCUUGAAGGGUUUAGCCUAGAUGGCACCUCGUCGAGCAAGCCUCAGGAUCGAUCGCAGGAUGAUGACGGUCACCGGCAGAGACGGCAUCGCUCACCUCGGAAUGAGGAUGACCGGUCCAGGUCAAGACAUCAUUCUGAGCACAGGGAGCGCCGGCACGACGACGAACACCGGCGUUCCCGAUCGGAUCAUCACGACCGAAACUCAAGCAGCUCAAAACAUGACCGCCGGCGAUUAGGGAGAGCGGAUCAUUAUUAGCAUUGCAUGGUUUGUUUAGUAGUAUGGAGUUUGUCUUUUGAGUAUCAGAUACCCCCUCUCGCCUUGCGAAGAAGUCCAUAUGAAUUGAGUAUUCAUGGUUAAAAC